AUCAUUUUUAAUAAAUUAGAGUGUAUGUAGUCGCCAGCCUCCUCUUUCUUCUUGCAUGUUCAACGCCACACGUGACCUGCACGUGCAUCUCGUGCGAGAUUGGCCUCAUCACUGUUUGAGAAUUGAGAAUCACCCAUUGUUAGGAUCCACUAUACAUGUUACAGAGAUACAAAACUCAAACUGAAACAGAGAGUGAAGCAAGCUACAAAGACAAGUAAGCUCGUGAGUGUUGAUUAUGGCGUUGUGUCUGAAUCUCAGCCCGGUCUCCAUUAUCUGCAAAUGUAUGGCAAAGGCAUCAUCCCACAGCACCUCAAACAAUGGACCUCAUGCCUUCGACGCUGCAUUUGUCCGACGUGCAGCCGUUCUUGCUGACAAGUCUGCUGGCUUAACCUCUCCCCACCCAAACUUUGGCUGUGUCAUCACCACCCCGACUGGCGCAGUUGCUAGUGAGGCCUACCUAUAUGCUCAGGGCACCACUCCUGCCGAGGCACAAGCUGUGGCGGCUGCAGGGGAGCUUUGCCGCGGGGCCACUGCAUACCUCAACAUGGAACCUGGUGAUUGCCAUGGCGAUCAUGCAGCUGUUUCUGCUCUUGUUCAGGGAGGGGUCAAAAGGGUUGUCAUUGGAAUGAGGAAUCCAUUGCAGCAUCUCAGGGGCAAUGCUGUGCGUGCACUGAGGAGCCAAGGUUUGCAGGUUGAUCUCCUUGGAGAGGACCUCACAAGCAAAGUUAUGGAGGAUGCCCAAAAAGCUUGUAUUCUUGUCAAUGCUCCUUUAAUUUGUAGAGCUGCUUCACGCGUUCCCUUUUCUGUUCUAAAGUAUGCUAUGACCCUUGACGGGAAAAUUGCCGCCAGCAGUGGCCAUGCCUCAUGGAUAAGCAGUAAGCAAUCUAGAAAUCUGGUUUUUGAGCUACGGGGUAGAAGUGAUGCUGUUAUUGUGGGUGGAAACACAGUACGGAAGGACAAUCCAAGACUGACUGCCAGACAUGGAGGUGGGCAUAUGCCUAUUCGUAUAGUAAUGUCCCAGACCCUCAAUCUUCCAGAGGAAGCAAACCUAUGGGACAUGUCUGAGGUUUCUACUAUAGUGGUAACACAGAGAGGUGCAAGGAGGAGUUUACAAAAGCUGCUUGCAUCUAAAGGAGUUGAAGUUGUUGAAUUCGACAUAUUAAAUCCACGAGAUGUUAUGGAGUAUUUUCAUGAUCGAGGAUAUCUUUCAAUAUUUUGGGAAUGUGGAGGAACAUUAGCUGCAGCUGCUAUUUCAUCUGGUGUAAUUCACAAGGUCUAUGCAUUUGUUGCUCCUAAAAUCAUUGGUGGAAAGAAUGCACCAACUCCUGUGGGUGAACUUGGGAUGGUUGAGAUGUCUCAAGCUUUGAAUCUAAUUGACGUUUGCUAUGAGCAGGUUGGGCCUGACAUGCUUAUCAGUGGAUUUCUUCAGCCCUUACCAGACAUAUUGCCUACUAUUCCGUCACUCGAUGAAACUUAUGCUGUUGAUCCUACUGUCUCACCAUACGAGUCAAGCAUCAUAUUUUUCUAUAAAACAUGGGAUCCUUAUGGUGCAUUGUCAAAUUUCUCUCCCCAUCCCAUUCAAAUGCCUGAUGAAAAUGGUGAUAAUGUGACUUGGUUGAGUGUGGAGCAUUACUACCAGGCUCACAAGUUUAUUGGUAUGGAUGAUACUCUUGCAAGAGAUAGCAUUGAAAAGAUUAAAUCUGCAAAAAGUCCAGAAGAAGCUGCAAAAAUAGGAAGGUCAAUGCAAAGGAAGCGACCUGAUCUGGUAAGGCCUGAUUGGGACAACAUAAAGAUUGAUGUCAUGUACAGGGCACUGAAAUGCAAAUUCUCGACAUACCCACACUUGAAUACCAUGCUUCUUUCAACCACCGGUUCUGUUCUUGUCGAGGCUUCGCCACAUGAUUUGUUUUGGGGUGGAGGUCGAGAUGGAGAAGGCUUAAACUAUCUUGGUCGCUUAUUGAUGAAGUUAAGAUCAGAGUUUCUUGGCGAGUCGUCAUCAUCAUGCGAGUCCCCUAGUAUAGCCGUAUAGCUAUGUACAGAGCCGCGGGAAAUAUUAUACCGGUAAGAAAUUUGGAUAUUAUGUAUGAGAUUUUAGGUUCAUACCUUAUUAUUUCUGUUGUACAAAAAGAAAAGAGGGAGAGAGAAUAAUUAUGUUGUUGUAAAAAAAAGAAAAAGAAACACUACAUCUCCAUCUUAUUAAUCUAUUAAUCAAACCUUUUUGGUUUGAUUUCUUUCUCUG
Molecule: messenger RNA, 2239 nt
Organism: Arachis ipaensis
Lineage: Eukaryota; Viridiplantae; Streptophyta; Magnoliopsida; Fabales; Fabaceae
Source: RefSeq, a predicted model, not a curated record